AUGGCUUCUCUCCCGGCGUCCAUCCAAUGCGCCACACUGCCAUCAGGCCGCAAGAUCACCCACUCUGUCCAUGAAAAAUCACCAAACGACCCAUGGAUCAUCUUAUCAAACAGCUUCGGCACAGACAUCAGUCUUUCCGAACCUAUUGCGGAACGACUUGCUGCCUCAGGCUUCAGUGUUCUAAGCUAUGAUCAUCCUGGCCAUGGACGGAGCAGUGCGCCGGAAAACGUUAGUAACGUGAGCUUUGAUGAAAUGAUCGAUGGUAUCGACGAACUACUACGCGUCAUGAGAAUUGAUUCCAUUCGUGCCUGGAUCGGCUUAUCACUCGGCGCAGCCAGCGGAGUCUACAUGGCACGUCGACGUCCAGGACUUAUUCAGAACUUGAUCUACUGCGGCUGUCCGCCCGGGUCGCUAAGCGCACUUGGUAUAAUGUCACUCGAGCAGAUUGACAAAAUGCGUGAUGAGGCUGAGAAAGAUGGAUCUACAACCAACGCCAUCCGCCACAUGCAUUACGGCUGGGCAAGUAAGGAAUGGCUCGAUGCGAACCCAGACCAGGAUGAGAGGCUUAAGGUCGCCAGUUCUACAUUGAGCAUGGAUGCAUGGCGAGCAAAGAUGACAUUACAGAAGAAUAACGACUUUGAUAUGCGGCCUAUGGUUCCUGACUUGAUGGCGAAUGAUAUGAAGAUCAUGCUUGUUAAGGGAGAGAAUGAUGCGAGGAUUAAUCCGUUUGUUGACAUGAUGAGUGAGAAUGUUACCAAGGUUGCGAAGGAUAAGGGGAUGGAGGGGAAUGUUAAGGUUGUUAUUAUGCCUGGUGCGGGACAUGUCAUGUUUCUGCAGAAUGAGGAUUACUUCUGCAAUACUAUUGUAGAUUUUAUCUUUUAG
Molecule: messenger RNA, 882 nt
Organism: Fusarium venenatum
Lineage: Eukaryota; Fungi; Ascomycota; Sordariomycetes; Hypocreales; Nectriaceae
Source: RefSeq, a predicted model, not a curated record